GCACGCCGGCUCCACUCCACUCCAUCCUCCUCUCCCUCUCCCUCCGCUCGGGUCUGGCCCUCACCACAGCCCCACCCACCACCUCGGCGCCGAGACCGCUUCCUCCCCUCCUCCUCCGCAACCCUCUCCUCCCCUCCGCCUCCUCCGCGCUUCCCUCCAUUUGUCCCCGCUUCCCUCCCUCCCGAUCUUAACCACCCUCCACGCCCUCCCGCCACCCGGCUUUGUUCCCUUCUUCCUCUCUCGAACCAAACAUUCGCCCCCUUUCCAUCUCUCUUCUCGUUCUCCCUUUCCAAGAGGAGGAGGAAGAAGAGGAAGAGGAGGAGGAGGCUCCCUGCCUGGCCUGCCCGCCCCUGUCCAAGAAAAGGGUAGAGGGGGCGGAAGAGGAGGAGGAUGAGCGCGUCCAGGUUCAUAAAGUGCGUCACGGUCGGGGACGGCGCCGUUGGCAAGACCUGCAUGCUCAUCUCCUACACCUCCAACACCUUCCCCACCGAUUAUGUUCCAACGGUGUUUGACAAUUUCAGUGCUAAUGUUGUGGUUGAUGGUAACACUGUCAACCUUGGGCUAUGGGACACUGCAGGUCAAGAGGAUUACAACAGACUGAGACCACUGAGCUAUCGUGGAGCUGAUGUUUUCCUUCUGGCCUUCUCGCUAAUCAGUAAGGCAAGCUACGAGAAUGUUUCUAAGAAGUGGAUACCUGAGCUGAAGCAUUACGCACCCGGUGUGCCAAUAAUUCUCGUGGGGACAAAGCUCGAUCUUCGAGAUGACAAGCAGUUCUUUGUGGACCAUCCUGGUGCUGUUCCUAUCACUACUGCUCAGGGAGAGGAGCUAAGAAAGCAAAUAGGCGCUCCAUACUACAUUGAAUGCAGCUCAAAGACCCAACUAAACGUAAAGGGUGUCUUCGAUGCUGCGAUAAAGGUGGUACUGCAGCCACCCAAGGCAAAGAAGAAGAAAAAGGCGCAGAGGGGAGCUUGCUCCAUUUUGUGAUCUAAUCGUCUGUAGACAAAGAACAAGGGCGAACAAGGGCGAAGGUGGUACUGGCAGCUGCAGCAAGUUCUCUUUGUCGAGGCAUUGAGCGAUCCAUUUGUUAUAUUUUCUUCUUCCUGCCUUGUGAUUAUCUCAUGUGACUGACAAAUCGUGGCAAUUAGGUAACUUGCUUAGAAGGUAUUUCCCGUGUUUGAGAAAAAAAAUAUCUUGUUAUCUCUGUUCCAUAAGUAGACAUGAUGUAAUCGUACUAAGUUUAUUUUUACUUAUUUCACUUAAAUGGAAAAUUACGCUUCCCUUUA
Phragmites australis (common reed) is the source of this 1283-nucleotide messenger RNA. RefSeq names its product rac-like GTP-binding protein 6. NCBI's taxonomy places the organism in Eukaryota, Viridiplantae, Streptophyta, Magnoliopsida, Poales, Poaceae. The record is from RefSeq and is a predicted model, not a curated record. Gene Ontology annotation, biological process: cortical cytoskeleton organization; regulation of actin cytoskeleton organization; regulation of cell shape. Gene Ontology annotation, cellular component: cytoplasmic vesicle; cell cortex; cell projection. Bases 391 to 984 code for a protein of 197 amino acids. Gene Ontology annotation, molecular function: protein kinase binding; GTPase activity; GTP binding. The transcript is spliced from 7 exons.